This is a messenger RNA of Hordeum vulgare subsp. vulgare (domesticated barley), 2326 nucleotides long. Its product is annotated as purple acid phosphatase 15-like. Gene Ontology annotation, molecular function: metal ion binding; acid phosphatase activity. NCBI's taxonomy places the organism in Eukaryota, Viridiplantae, Streptophyta, Magnoliopsida, Poales, Poaceae. Bases 491 to 2104 code for a protein of 537 amino acids. The transcript is spliced from 6 exons. The record is from RefSeq and is a predicted model, not a curated record.
UCUACAAGGUUUUAUAUUUAGGAACGGAGGGAAUACAAUAUGAACUGUCCUGUUUGGAAAUACAAUAGAUUAUAAAAACCAGAUUAUAUAAUCUGGAUGGUUCCAAACAGGGCCUAAAUCAUUUGACAAACUUUCCCCUUCUGGAGGUGGGUUCAGAAAACAGAGGAUGAUGACGUUGGCUUGCAGUUAGGGAAGUUUUGAAGCACACGUGGACGGACCCGUUCUGACGGCGGCGGAGGGCAUAUUCUACGGUGACCAUGGAAGAUGCCCACUUUUGCAGCAAUGUCGAGGAAACCUUGCUUGUUUAUCCUGCUGUUCCAAUGGAAGAAGAUCACCAGAUUCGAACACUCCCCCCAUCCAUCUGUGUUCGAAUCCUAUAAAUUUUCCCGAAAAUCAUCCCAGUUCUCUACAUGCCAAUCUCACCCCACACUCACCUCGCACUGCUCUCAUUUUGAUCCCGACGAAAGAGGGAACUUCCGCACCAAACGACAUGUCGAUUUGGAGGGGGUCGCUGCCGCUGUUUCUGCUUCUGCUCGCGGCGGCGACGGCUGAGCCGGCGUCGAUGCUGGAGGGCCCGUCUGGGCCGGUGACGGUGCUGCUGCAGGAAGACAGGGGCCACGCGGUGGACCUGCCGGACACGGACCCCCGGGUGCAGCGCCGGGUCACAGGCUGGGCUCCCGAGCAGAUCGCCGUCGCGCUCUCCGCCGCUCCCACCUCCGCCUGGGUCUCAUGGAUCACAGGGGAUUUCCAGAUGGGCGGCGCUGUCAAGCCGCUGGACCCAGGCACGGUCGGCAGCGUCGUGCGCUACGGCCUCGCCGCCGAUUCUGUGGUCCGCGAGGCCACCGGCGACGCGCUCGUCUACAGCCAGCUCUACCCCUUUGAGGGCCUCCAGAACUACACCUCCGGCAUCAUCCACCACGUCCGCCUCCAAGGUCUUGAGCCUGGGACGAAGUACUACUACCAGUGCGGCGACCCGGCCAUCCCGGGGGCGAUGAGCGCCGUCCACGCAUUCCGGACGAUGCCGGCCGUGGGGCCGCGGAGCUACCCGGGGAGGAUCGCCGUGGUGGGAGAUCUCGGGCUCACGUACAACACCACGUCGACCGUGGAGCACAUGGCGAGCAACCAGCCCGACCUGGUCCUCCUGGUCGGCGACGUGAGCUACGCCAACCUGUACCUGACCAACGGCACGGGAACAGACUGCUACUCCUGCUCGUUCGCCAAGUCCACGCCCAUCCACGAGACGUACCAGCCGCGCUGGGAUUACUGGGGAAGGUACAUGGAGCCCGUGACGUCGAGCACGCCGAUGAUGGUGGUCGAAGGGAACCACGAGAUCGAGCAGCAGAUCGGCAACAAGACCUUCGCGGCUUACAGCGCGCGGUUCGCGUUCCCGUCGAAAGAGAGCGAGUCCUUCUCCCCCUUCUACUACUCCUUCGACGUUGGCGGCAUCCAUUUCAUCAUGCUCGCUGCCUACGCGAACUACAGUAAAUCAGGAGACCAGUACAGAUGGUUGGAGAAGGACCUAGCAAAGGUGGAUAGAUCAGUGACCCCAUGGCUGGUCGCCGGGUGGCACGCGCCGUGGUACAGCACCUACAAGGCUCACUACAGGGAGGCGGAGUGCAUGAGAGUGGCCAUGGAGGAGCUGCUCUACUCCUACGGCAUCGACAUCGUCUUCACCGGCCAUGUGCACGCGUACGAGCGCUCCAACCGGGUGUUCAACUACACGCUAGACCCGUGCGGCGCCGUGCACAUCUCGGUGGGCGACGGCGGGAACCGCGAGAAGAUGGCCACCACCCACGCCGACGAGCCAGGGCGCUGCCCGGAGCCUCUGUCCACGCCUGACGACUUCAUGGGCGGCUUCUGCGCCUUCAACUUCACGUCCGGCCCCGCCGCCGGCAGCUUCUGCUGGGACCGGCAGCCGGACUACAGCGCCUACCGGGAGAGCAGCUUCGGCCACGGCAUUCUUGAGGUGAAGAAUGAGACGCACGCUCUGUGGAAAUGGCACAGGAACCAGGAUCUGUAUCAAGGUGCUGUUGGGGAUGAGAUUUAUAUCGUACGGGAGCCGGGAAGAUGCCUGCUCAGCUCGAGCAUAGCAGCAUAUUUUUGAUCUGACACUAACUAAAUCAAAAUUCACGUGUAUAAAACUCAUCCCCGACAGCACCUUGAUAGCUGGUAGUUACUUCCACUUGUGAUCGAAGCCAGCUCUCUAUUCUGUCGCGAGCUCUGACGAGAUUAAGACAGGUUGCGAUUUGUGGGGUAGCAUGAAAGACUUGUGUUCUUGUAUCAGUCUAUAAAAUGUGAUAAAUAAAUCGAUAUCCUUUCCCCCCGA